Messenger RNA from Salvelinus namaycush (lake trout), 1548 nucleotides. Its product is annotated as zinc finger protein 658B-like. Gene Ontology annotation, molecular function: DNA-binding transcription factor activity, RNA polymerase II-specific; RNA polymerase II cis-regulatory region sequence-specific DNA binding. The transcript is spliced from 2 exons. Gene Ontology annotation, biological process: regulation of transcription by RNA polymerase II. NCBI's taxonomy places the organism in Eukaryota, Metazoa, Chordata, Actinopteri, Salmoniformes, Salmonidae. The annotation marks the transcript as partial. The record is from RefSeq and is a predicted model, not a curated record.
ACACACCAACGUAUACACACAGGAGAGAAGCCUUACGUCUGCUCUGACUGUGGAAAAUGCUUCAAAACAUCAACGGAGCUAAAAGUUCAUCGGAGAACACACACAGGAGAGAAGCCGUAUUACUGCUCUGACUGUGGAACUAGUUUCUCUCAACUUUCCCACUUAAAUUCACAUGAACGUAUACAUACAGGAGAGAAGCGUUACUCCUGCUCUGACAGUGUCAAAUAUUUCAAAACAUCAAAUGAGCUAAAAGUUCAUCAGAGAACACACACAGGAGAGAAGCCUUACGUCUGCUCUGACUGUGGAAAAUGCUUCAAAACAUCAACUGAGCUAAAAGUUCAUCGGAGAACACACACAGGAGAGAAGCCGUAUUACUGCUCUGACUGUGGAACUAGUUUUUCUCAACUUUCCCACUUAAAUUCACAUGAACGUAUACAUACAGGAGAGAAGCCUUACUCCUGCUCUGACUGUGUAAAAUAUUUCAAAACAUCAUCUGAGCUAAAAGUUCACCAGAGAACACACACAGGAGAGAAGCCUUACGUCUGCUCUGACUGUGGAAAAUGCUUCAAAACAUCAACUGAGCUAAAAGUUCAUCGGAGAACACACACAGGAGAGAAGCCGUAUUACUGCUCUGACUGUGGAACUAGUUUCUCUCAACUUUCAAACUUAAAUUCACAUGAACGUAUACAUACAGGAGAGAAGCCUUACUCCUGCUCUGACUGUGUAAAAUAUUUCAAAACAUUAUCUGAGCUAAAAGUUCAUCAGAGAACACACACAGGAGAGAAGCCUUACGUUUGCUCUGACUGUGGAAAAUGUUUUAAAACAUCAAAUGAGCUAAAAGUUCACCAGAGAACACAUACAGGAGAGAAGCCUUUCUUCUGCUCUGACUGUGGGGCGAGUUUCUCUCAUCUGGGCACCUUAAAAACACACCAACUUAUACACACCGGAGAGAAGCCUUACGUCUGCUCUGACUGUGGAAAAUGCUUCAAAACAUCCACUGAGCUAAAAGUUCAUCAGAGAACACACACAGGAGAGAAGCCGUAUUACUGCUCUGACUGUGGAACUAGUUCCUCAAAAUUUUCCAACUUAGAAACACAUGAACGUAUACAUACAGGAGAGAAGCCAUACUCCUGCUCUGACUGUGGGGCGAGUUUCUCUCGUCUGGGCACCUUAAAAACACACCAACGUACACACACAGGAGAGAAGCCUUACGUCUGCUCUGACUGUGGAAAACGUUUUAAAACAUCAUCUCAGCUAAAAGUUCAUCGGAGAACACACACAGGAGAGAAGCCGUAUUACUGCUCUGACUGUGGAAAAUGCUUCAAAACAUCAACUGAGCUAAAAGUUCAUCAGAGAACACACACAGGAGAGAAGCCGUAUUCCUGCUCUGACUGUGGAACUAGUUUUUCUCAACUUUCCCACUUAAAUUCACAUGAACUUAUACAUACAGGGGAGAAGCCAUACUCCUCCUCUGACUGUGGAAAAUGUUUUAAAACAUCAAAUGAGCUAAAAGUUCACCAGAGAACACAUACAGGAGAAAAGCCUUAA